CGGUGCAGUAGAGUCGAGCGUCUCGUAGCGUGUGUACUUAUUCAUCGAUGAUAUUACGCGACGACAUCCGCGAAUAUAUAUAUAUAUAUUAUUAUAUAUAAUAUAUACAUAUAUAUAUAUAUUAUAAAGAUUAGUAAUAUCGAGAGCGAGGAAACAAGAGAGAGAAGAGAUAUAUAAGAGCAUCGCGAGUUCUCUCUCUCUUUUUGAAAUUCUUUCGUAGGACAACAACCCCCCGACCCCCGCGGUCCUUCCUCUCUCAUUCUCUCGUCCACGCAUACGCACGCUCUCUCUCUCUCUUUUUUCUUUCUUUCUUUCUUUCUUUCUUUCUUUCUUUCCUCUUACUCUUUCUUUUUUUCUUUCUCUUUCUCUUUCUUUUUCACCGACCGCCUCGCCUUCUCCCUUUUCCUUUCUUCGUUUCUGUCAAUCUAUCCCUGUCUCUCUCUCUCUCUCUUUCUGUCUUUCUCUCUUUCUUUUUUUCACUCUUCGUUUACCACCCGCACGCGCACGAUGUACGCAUUGCUCCUGCUGUUGCUGUCGCCUUCGUCGUCGUCGCCGUCGUCGUCGUCGUCGUCGUCGUCGUUAUUGUCGUCGUCGUCGUCGCCGUCGUCGUCGUCGCCGUCGUCGUCGUCGUCAUCGUUGUCAUCGUCAUUAUCGUCGUUGUCGUCGUCGUCGUUCUCUUGCCGUUUCUAAAAACGUAACAGCAUCGUGGCGACUAUCGGUGAAAAAAGUUGUAAUAAGAAGUCGCCGACGAAAGAAGGAGGAUCGAAGAUCAACGACGUGAACGAGAAACGGGAUCGUUCGGAGAAGAAACAGAAAGAAAAAGAAAAAGAAAAAGAAAAAGAAAAAGAAAAAGAAAAGGAAGAACUUUAGGCACGGUGACGCGACGACCGAGUGACGUGAAACGUGCGGAAUACGAAAGUAGUAGGAGAAGGUGAACGAAGAAGAAGAAGAAGAAGUAGAAGAAGAAGAAGAAGAAGAAGAAGAAGAAGAAGAAGAAGAAGAAGAAGGUGUUGCCAAAGGAGAACGAAAGAAGAAGAAGAAGUAGUAGCAGUAUAGUAGUGGAAGAAGAGGGAGUCGAGAGUAGUUCGCGGAGGAGACCAACGUUCUUUUUUCGAGUCGCGUUCGCCAUCAUUCUCCGUCUCUCUCUUUCUCUCGAUCGCGCGCGUUUCCCUACGGCGUACGCGCGCGCGCGCGCGCUCUCUUUCGUUCCUACACUCAUUCUGUCUUUCUCUCUCUCUUUCUGACUCUGUCUCUUUCUCUCUCUCCCUCUCACUCUCUCGUAAGCCCAGCACACACACACGCACUCAGUACUCGUUCGCUCGCUCGCUCGUUCGCUCGUUCGUUCGUUCGCUCGUUCGCUCGCUCGUUCGUUCGUUCGUUCGUUCGCUCGCUCGCUCGUUCGUUCGUUCGUUCGUUUGUCGCUCGCUCGCUCGCUCGCUCGUUCGUUCGUUCGUUCGUUCGUUCGUUCGUUCGCUCGCUUGCUAGCUAGCUAGCUAGCUAGCUCGUUCACUCUUCCGCCGUCGGUCUCUAUCGUUUUCUUCUGUCUCUCGUGCGCCCGCCAUUGAAGUAAUCAAGUAACUGCGAUGUGUGAUAAUACUAACACGACGACGCAGAGUAUAGCGGACUACCUGUCACAAUUACUAAAGGACAGAAAGCAGCUAGCUGCUUUCCCAAAUGUCUUCAUACACGUAGAACGACUGCUGGACGAAGAGAUAGCAAAGGUGAGGGCGAGCCUUUUCCAAAUCAGCGGCGUCAAAAAGGAGCCGCUGGUUUUGCCAGAACCCGAAGGCGAGGUCACUACGCUUAUGGAGAAGGUUUAUGUGCCGGUCAAAGAACAUCCAGACUUCAAUUUCGUUGGAAGGAUUUUGGGUCCUCGCGGAAUGACGGCGAAACAAUUGGAACAAGAAACCGGUUGCAAAAUAAUGGUGCGAGGAAAAGGUUCGAUGAGGGAUAAAAAGAAGGAGGAACAAAACCGGGGUAAACCUAAUUGGGAACAUCUAACAGACGAAUUGCAUGUUCUACUGACUGUUGAGGACACAGAAAAUCGUGCAACCUUGAAACUUGCUCGAGCCGUUGAAGAGGUCAAGAAGCUUCUCGUGCCCCAGGCUGACGGUGAAGACGAGCUAAAAAAGAGGCAACUGAUGGAACUCGCCAUUAUAAACGGUACCUAUCGAGAUUCCAACACGAAGGUUGCCGCUGCUGCAGCCUGUGACGAGGAAUGGAGACGCGUGGCUGCGGCCGCAGCGGAAACGCAACGUCUUUUGCCUGGUUUGGCGACACCAAUGAGGACACCAAGUGCUCCAUUAGGAGCACCGUUGAUACUAUCUCCAAGGAUAUCGGUGCCAACUACUGCAGCAUCCUUGCUUAAUGGCUCGGGUCCUCCAGGAUCUCUUCUAUCAGCUGGUGAUCCACAUGGACUGAUCUAUACACCUUAUGCGGACUACGCCAAUUAUGCUGCGUUAGCAGCCUCGCCACUUCUCACCGAGUACGCCACUGCGGACCAUUCUGGUGGGUUGUUCGCUCGCUGAUCCUCUGUCUCUCUCUCGUCUUUUCUUUUAAAACCAAAAAAAAAGAAAAACAAAAGAGAAAAUCCCGACAAGUCGACCGAAACAUCAACGACUACCGUCUCUUCCAUUACAGACACCCGCACCUACCCCCACUCCACCUCACCCUAUCCACCCUUUGGCCCUAGCCUAUCUCAAUUUUCCGCUCCAACAAAGUCAUACAACCGGAAAUAUUUUUUUGUUUUCUUUUUUUUGUUUUUUGCAAGCUUUUUAUUUUUUUCUUCUCAACUACUCUCGAACGUUUCCUCGUCAACCUUCCUUACGGGAUCUACGCGAUCCAGAAAGCUACGUGCCUCUCUACGCUGGUCUCGAUCCUAGAGCGAAGCUUGACGUCGAACGUUUUUCUCGAAGAAAAAUCGGAUUUUAUAAUCGUCCUUAAAAGACGAAUUGUCUCGUUAAUUUUAUUAUUAUUAUUAUUAUUACUAUUAUUAUUAUUAUUAUUAUUAUAUAUUAUAAUAUUAUAAUAUUAUAAUUAUUAUUAUUAUUAUUAUUAAUAUUAAUAUUAAUAUUAUUAUUAUUAUUAUUAUUUUUAUUUUUAUUACUAUUAUCGGUAAUGUUUAGUGUCAUCGUUUUCGGUAAGUGCAAGUUUAGGAAGAACAGCAAAGCCGAAUCAGUCAUUUACUAGUCGCCGCGUCACAGUCGGGAUAAUAAAGAUUCUUUUAGCGUAAAAGUACACACAUAUAUUGUGCCCUUUCGAGCGUAAUAAUGGCGGCUACCGGUGUACAUAAACGCGAUAGCAAAAAAUGAUGCUCCCCCAUAGUGCCUCGAAUAAAAUGAGCCUGUUAGGAAAGUAUAGGUGUGAUAGGAGGAUAGGCAUUCUUUUUCUAUUAUUAUUGUUUUCUUUUUUUUUUUUUUUACAUCCUUUUUUUCAUGACGUACUUGCGAGAAAAAUAUUUGAUUUUUACAUAUAUAUAUAUAUACAUACAUACGAACAUACAUAUAUAUAUAUAUAUAUAUAUAUAUGCAUAUGUAUGUAUGUAUAUUUUUAUUAGAUUUUUUUUUAAACAAGUGCAAAUGCUGCUUAAGUAUCGAAGAAUCCCAUCCUACUCCCACCCUCUCCUAACCCUCAGACACAAUUCCCUCUGUCUUUUAAAUAAUUAAUUUAAUUAAUUAAUUACUUACCAUUCACAUUAUUUGUAGCAGCAUGAAGGCGUAAAUAACGCGAGUUAAGAAUCAAAAAAACAUAAUUAUUUGUCUUGUAUAGUGCGACAAAUGUGCACUACUCUUACGUACUAGUCCAAGAAAAAAAUUUUUUUUUUUUGCCUUUUUUUCUUUCUUUCUUUUUUUAUGAUAGAAGGAAGAUAAAAGAGAUUUUUUUUUUCGUUUUUUAUUUCUUUUUUCUAUAUAUACUUAUAUAUAUAUAUACAUGGUGGUACUCUACUUAAACGAUCUAAGAUAAAACGCGCGAUGAAAAAUCUUUGAAUAAAUUGGUUCUUGUUAUUGUCGAUCGAAGUAUAUACACAGCUUGUUCUUGUAUGUUAAACUCUUUUACAAUUAAUAUAUAUAUAUAUAUAUAUAUAUAUAUAUAUAUAUAAAUUAAUAAUUUGUGUCAACGAUAUACCUUUUAUAUUACCGUCCAGUCUCUAAUCAAUGAAUAUCAACAUUUUGGUCACAAAGUAUCGAGAAAAAAAAAUUAAGCAUACAGUAUUUAGCGUGCAGUUUUUAUUAUUGUUAUCAUUAUUAUUAUUAUUAUUAUUAUUAUAUUAUUAUUAUUAUUAUAUUAUUAUUAUUAUAUUAAUACCGGUACGGAAAGCAUUAUCUAUUAAUCAGUACCAUAUAAAUUAUAUCUCAUAUCUUUUAUCUUCUUUUUAUAUGCACAAGAAGCAUUCAGUUACCUAAAGGUACGUUUUUAUACUCGAAUAAAUACGAUUAAAAUAUGCAAAUCGUAUACGGAGUUUAUAUAAAUGUUAUAUUUUAAAUUUUGCAAAAUAGAUAUAUGUAUAUGAGUAUUUUGUAUAAUAUAUAUUUUCUCUCUACAUACAUACAUACAUGUAUAAAUACAUACAUAUAUAUAUAUAUAUAUAUAUAUACACACACACACAUAUAUAUAUAUAUGCGUGUGUGUAUAUAUGUAUGGAUUCUCUCGUUUAAACAACGAGGCAUCUGAAUUAGUACUGCACGUUAACGUGCUCUGCUCAAUGCAAUAAUCAAAGGCCAUGCGUUGCACUUCUUAUAACGCCUACGUGACGCGCACAUACACACAUACACACACGCAUAUAAAUACAUAGAUGCAUUAAAUAAUAUACAUAAUUACGUGUAUGAGCGAAUAUCGUAUUUAUUGAAUUAACAUAGUAGUCUAGAGUUGAUUUUUCUUUUUUUCACAUUUUUCUUUCUCUUUACUUUUUUCUUUUUUUAUUGAAUUUAAGAUUAAGUCUUGGAAGCGGCCAUUUUGUGCCCUCGAUUUAAACAGUUAAUAAUCUUUGUUUUUUAAUAACAUUAACUUUGGAUACGUUUAUCCGUAUUAAAAAGAUUAACGACCGUCUUUCCUUUUUUUCUUUUUAUCUUUUCUUUUUUUUUCUUUUUUUUUUUUUUAUUAGUUUCUUUUUUUUCUAAUAUAUAAAACGGUGAUGGUUCUCAUUAAGUGAAUUUCGAGAAAAAUCGUGUAUUUCUGCAUUUUUUUGUUCUUUUUAUAUUUUUCUUUUUUUCUAUAUUUCUUCUGUUUGUUUUAUCCUCUCUUCCUUUUCUUUUUUAAUUAUUUUUGAAUCUCCAAGUUCUCCUUGACAUGAAUUAAUAAGAGCGAUGUAAGAAAAAAAAAAAAAAGAGAAACUACAAAGUACAUCACUAGAAUCUCGAACGAAUCCCUAGGGUUGAAUUUCUAACACACGGAAUUAAAUAACAACUAACUCGAUCGUCCUUUUUCCUACGAAACUUACACACUCCAAUCUUUUUUACCUAAUGUCGUCCCAAUCGUCCAAUGAAAUCGUACCUGUUACCAAUCAUUCAUUCGGUACAAAGUGCAGUCAUUAAAAGUGAUCGCGUUUAAUACUUUUAAAUAAUAGCCCAGUGAAAAUAAAAACGUUUAACAUAUAACAAACGAGAGAAUAUUAUAGAUAGAUAAUUAGAUGAUAGAACUAACGAUUUGAAUAGUUUUUUUAUUUAUCUUCGACAUAUAAUGGGACAUAGGUAAAAAAAAAAAGAAAUGAUAAUAAAUAUGAUAAUCCUGUUACUUAACAAAGUUCAAAAGAAAAAAAAAAAGAACGUAUGUAAGAGUUGUUUUAUACCCCGUCAGACUAGAAUAUUUUUAUUUAAUCAAUCAGGAUGUUUUUAAGGUAACACUUUUUAUGGUGUUUAAUAGUCAAUGAUAGAAACGUAUAUAAUAUAUACAGGGUGUGUUUAUACAUAUACAUAGGACAUAUAUUUAUAUCAACUUUUUUUUAUUAUUUAGAUGUGCUGAAUGCACACCUAAAAUAUUUCCCAUUUAUUCUGAGACACACCUUGUAUAUCUACGUAGGAUUUUUUUAUAGGCAAUUGGUAGUCGUAGGAAAAGUACCCAGGGACCAAACGUAUAAAAAUGUUUCAGGACUGAUGGUUCUAGCGUAUAUUUGUAGUUGUUUAGGGGAUGUUUAACGAAAGCUAUAUAUUGAAAGGUGAUUUUUUUUAACGAAUAUACGAACGGAAUAGAAAAAAAGAUUUGUUAGAUAUAGAUAAAGGUAGAUAAAGUUUAAUACGUAUUUAGAAGGAUAUCUCGAAAUAUUUCUAAUCACGCGAACCUUUUGAUAAAUAGCCUUCAACGUGACAUUUAAAAAGAAACAAAAAAAGAAUAAUAAUAAAAAAAAAAAAAUACAAGUUAAGCCAUUACGAGAGAGAUGAUCAUGUACAUUAUUUUAUAUUAUAGAUAUUAUAUCUCUAUAAGAUUAUUUAAUUUUAUUUUUAUAAACAAUGAAUGAGCAAGAUUUAGGUAGUCCAAGUUUUUUUUUUUUUUAUAGGUUUAGAUAUAUAUAAUUAAGAAGUUUUAAGAUGGCGUAUCGAUAUAAUUAUCUUUCAAAAAAUACUCACGCGGAGAAAAAAAAGUAAAGUGGCUGGUUACGUAUUCUUUUUUUUUCUUUUCUGUCUUUUAUUAUUAUUAUUAUUAUUAUUAUUAUUAUUACUAUUAUUAUUAUUAAUUUUAAUUAAAAUACAUUAAAGACUUAGCUGAUUUCUUGGAGAAUCAAAAGUGAAAUCAUAGCCAUAUAUGACGAGUGAGAAGGAAUCCAAUUUUCUCUUUUUUGUUUUUUUUUCUGGUUUUCUUUUUUAUCCCCUUAAAUCACUCAACUACACACAAAAAAAGAAGAGUACUAUGUUUGUGUUUAUUUGUCAUGUAUAGUUUAAACAUAAUUAUUUUUAUAUGUAUAAGGAUUGCUGUGUUGAAGAUAGUAAGCCUGAUACGAACGUCAUUCUCUCUCUUUAUAUUUACAUAUAUAUUAUUUUCGUAAAUAAGAGAUUAGAAUAUUUUUGAUCGUACAGUUUGAGGCAGCGUACAGUUUACUAUCUUCAUGUUGCAAACCUAAGAAAAUUGGUCGGCCACGUAAACCACAAUCUAUGUCACUGAUACUUUAAAAAAAAAAAAAGAGAAGAAAAAGAAUUUCUAAAUCUUUUCACUUGUUCUUCUCAACGAGAUUGACUUUAACAAACAAGUAUACUCUCAUACAAUCCAUUUUGUAUAAUAGAAUAUUUGUAUAAUAUUUUUUUCUUUCCUUUUUCUUUUUUCUUUUUGUGUCUUUUCUUUUUUGUAGAAAAUAAUAAGAUAGUGAUUUACGACCGUACCAGUAGAGAGCGAGUCCCCCUCCAAUAUAUAGAAUGUUAAUCUGUUAGUUCUUGUUAAUCUAGCGGCAAGACGAUAUCCAAAAAUACGUUUGCCAAAAAACGACUGUGGAAUUAUUAUCGUUACGUGAGACAAACGAAAGAAUGAAAGAAACAGAGAAAAUGAAAACAAACAAAAAAAAAAAUAAAAUAAAAAUAGAAUAUAUAUAUAUAUAAAUAUGAAGCAAAAAUUAAUAAAAAAAAAAAAAUAAAAAAAAAAUAAAGAGAGAAAAAAAAGAAA
Molecule: messenger RNA, 7584 nt
Organism: Vespula vulgaris
Lineage: Eukaryota; Metazoa; Arthropoda; Insecta; Hymenoptera; Vespidae
Gene: how
Product: protein held out wings
Exons: 6
Coding region: 1584-2528 (314 amino acids)
Biological process (GO): regulation of mRNA splicing, via spliceosome
Cellular component (GO): nucleus
Molecular function (GO): mRNA binding
Source: RefSeq, a predicted model, not a curated record